AGACCCACUACUGACGGUGUCAAGCCAGAGUCGUUCAAAGAAUAAGAUCCGCUACAAAAAGCUUUAUAAUUUCUGGUAGGAUUGAUUGAUUUCUUUAUUUCGUUUUUUUAUGUCUUUAUCUUUCCUACUAUAUUUCUAUUUAUUUAUUUAUUUUUACGAGUCGCGGGUUUUAUUUCCCGAAGAUGCUGAAGAUAAAGAAACACGCCAGCAGCCCACUGUUACAUGAUUGCGGAAAACACAAGGGAAUAAAGGCAUCUAGUCAUGAAACAGAAACUACACAUGGGAAAUGAUGCUGAAGAUGACGGUGAGAUAAAAAAGAGUGGAUUAAAAGGCAUGGCUGAGCUCAAGAUCCUUUACCCCAAUCCUGUAAGUGGUCAGCUCAUUAACAGGGACCUCGAGUGGAGCGUGCAACACGAGGAAAGUUAUUAUCCAGCACGAACGGAUGAAACGGCAUUUUUAAUCGCGGACUCGCGCGCGCGCGGACAGACGGGCUUUUCAGCACCACGGACAGAGCCUCCGCUCCUUCACCACUGGGGGACUGAUGAAGAAGUUCACGUGUGUCAUACUGACGAGGACUUUGAAACGGGAUUUUCCGAGGUAACCGACGUCGAAAUUCGCAUCCAGAACCCAGAGACCAACUCCAGCUCGUUCUGUGAUCCGGAUCUCUCUGAUGAUGAUGAUGUCACGGCUGAGCAGGACGAGAAGUCGGCUGACUACGGCUUCAUUAGUGCAGUGACUUUUUUGGUGACUGGGAUCUUUCUGGUGGUUGUUUCCUACACAGUCCCCCGUGACGUAAGAAUCAGUCCAGACAGCGUCUCGGCAAGGGAAAUGGAGCGUCUGGCACUCGAGAACGCUCGAGUGGGCGCACACCUGGACAGAUGUGUAAUCGCUGGCCUUUGUCUUCUAACUUUGGGCGGUGUCGUGCUCUCAACCUUACUCAUGAUCUCCCUGUAUAAAAGCGAGAUGGUCAGACGACAAGCUUUCGCGAGCUCCAAACGCUCAGCGAAACUCUAUGGCUCUAUAAAUUUUAGAGGUGCUGGUAAUCCAAACAAUGGCCCGCCACAUCUGUCUCUGGAUGAAGAUGAUGCAAUCAUUGAAAUUUCUAGCUAGUUUUAUUGUUUGGGUUUUUUUUGUGAUUAUGUAUGGUACCUGACAAUCUAUAACCCCUUAUGAUUUUAUAUUAUUAUUCAUUUAUUCAAGUCAAAUUCUAAUAGUCAGAACAUAAAACACUAUAUUCAGCUGGUAUUGGAAAUUUACUAGCAACUGUGGGUACCAGGAUACCAAAUCUUUUAAUAUUAUGUAUGAAUGAAAUGUUAAGAUUCAGUACAAAUAAGAAACCUAGAACCGAGAACUUGAAUUGAACUCUAAUUUAAAUGCACAACCUGAAUUAUGUAAAUGGAUUUACAGCCAUGUCACCAUGUUGGACCAGGAAUUUAACCAGGACUUAACAAAGACUUACUCAAUCAAAAAAAAACGAAAAAAAAAAACAUUGUAGCACAUACUUUUUAUGAUAGUCAUUAUGGUCAUUAUAUCUUUUUCUAAAUUUCUUUUUCUCAACCCAGAACUAUCGAACCAAACCAGAGAAUUGGAGAACUAAAGAGCAGCACAAAACUGUUUUUGUUUUUCUUUUCCGAUUCAGCUUUGCAUGAAACAGAUCAUCAUGUUCUAUACGUGUCAUUGUAAAUAUUCUGUGUAAACAUGUUUUAAUGUAGUAACAGAUGGAUUUUAUAGCUGAAUCAGUAGAAUACAUCAUGUCACUGAGUCUGUUUUGUGCACCUACACAUACUCUGGUUUAUAUUUAAUCUUGUGACAGUGAUGGUCAAGAUUUUUGGUUUGGUCAUUUUAUUCGACAGCCUGACGCCGCUUAAAUGCCGCAUCUCCAAGUCAAAUGAACCUCUGCAUUUGCAUGUACAUAAUCAGUGUGUACACAUUUAUAUACUCAGCUUGAGUGGUCUUGAGUAGUUUACAUUAAUAAACAGAGGGUG
This is a messenger RNA of Silurus meridionalis, 1985 nucleotides long. Its product is annotated as transmembrane protein 74. Bases 262 to 1110 code for a protein of 282 amino acids. The record is from RefSeq and is a predicted model, not a curated record. Lineage: Eukaryota; Metazoa; Chordata; Actinopteri; Siluriformes; Siluridae. The transcript is spliced from 2 exons.